ACAACAAGAUUCGAAUCUCUCACGCUCCGUCUCGUCCACGCCUGCCAUGUCAAAUUGAAUUUGAUCGCUUUGGCGGCCGCUCGGAUGUAGGCUGUCCGUCCGGCUUGGCCGGGAUAUAAGAAAGUCCCUUGCUGUGCUUCGGUCUUGUUGCAUCCAGUUCUCUUCAGAUCUAUAGACUGCGCUUGCUUGCAACAUGCGCAGCGCACAUAGGGUGGCUCUUCUCGCCGCAACGCUUGCUCUUGUCAAUGCGCAAGAGCCAUCAGCAUCGAGCUAUGCGCCUACUUAUGUCGCGUGCCCAGCCGAAUCGCUUCUUCGAUUGGCAGGCUCUAUUGCAUCUGGCAACCAGACUCUGAGCUCGGGCGAGCAAGACUUCCGCGCCCGAAGAGCGGCAGUGAUUGCCCCACUGUGGUCGCAAUAUGCCACCCAAGCUAUCACUGGUUAUGAUCCUGCCACACUUGCACAAAGUCUGCCGACAGUGGCAAUGGCUUGCUCCGGCGGUGGCUACAGGGCCGCGCUCUACUGCGCAGGCAUACUGAACGCGCUCGAUAGCAGGAAUGCGAGCAGUGUCGCCGCGGGGACAGGCGGGGUGCUACAGCUGACGACAUACCUAUCCGGAUUGUCAGGCGGUUCUUGGGCCGUGUCGAGUUUCAUCGCUCAAGAUCUGCCAGUCUAUGAACUCGUCCUGGGCGUCGCAUCGGAGUCUGGCAGCGAUGGCUGGGGACUUGAGAAUGGCCUCCUGCUGCCGAGCGGCUUGCUAAGCGAGGAGGACUACCUAAAAACGCUAGAGGCAUCUGUCAGGAUGAAGCAAGCACAAGGCUUCAACGUCUCCAUCACUGACAUUUGGGGCCGUGCGCUCUCGUAUCACUUCGUCAAUGGCACGCUAUCGACGAACUUUGUCAGCAACACGACUGUUGGCAAUCAUGGCGCAGACGUGCUCUAUGGUGAAGCACUCACCCGCUCUACAGGCUUCACAGGCGCCACAUUGCCCUAUCCGAUCGUCGUCUCGACGGUCGAUCCUUUGAACGUACAGCAAUCGCAAAUUAACGCAUCUGCAUCUAUCUACGUCCCUCUCAAUGGUACUGUCUAUGAGUUCAACGGCUACGAGUGGGGCUCUUUCGACCCUCAGUUGUCUGCUUUCAUCAAUAUCAGCUAUGCUGGCACUGCACUGCUCAACGGGACGCCCACCAACACAACCGCUACCGGCUGUGUGCAGGGUUUUGACAACUUUGGCUUCGUCAUUGGCACAUCAGCCUCGCUCUUCAACACAAUCAUAGAUCAAGCUGGCAAUGCUGCCAAUUCUACCGACGUAGGAAUCAUCAAGGUCAUCAUCGGCGAUCUUGCGGAUGGUCUCAGCGCCAAUCGAUCGGACGUAUCGAAUUGGCCCAAUGCCUUCCAAGGCCUCAUGCCAGACUCGUACGAGGACUCGACGACUGCCGUGCUCGAGCUCACCGACGGUGGGGAAGCGGGGGAGAACAUUCCAUUUUCACCCCUCCUCGCAAAGGCCCGCGGCAUCGAUGUCAUCAUCGCUGCAGACGGAUCUGCAGACACGGAUGAAAACUAUGCCGCUGGCUAUUCGCUCGCAAUAUCGCAGAUGAAGUCCCAGAUGCGUCCUUCUGGCACUUACAACCUGCCCCCUUUGCCUUCGAGCAGUGCAGUCGUCAUGAACUCGUACCUCAACCAGCGACCAGUCUUCUUUGGCUGCAACACGACCUCGCCAGACGCAGCUGCUGCAGACAGCUACCCUCUCAUCGUCUACAUUCCGAACUCGCCGCCCGUCAAUUUGAUGACAAACCAAGGAUUGCUGUCAAAAAUUCCGUUCAUCGGCAAGUACUUCAAUGGCGACACGACACUAACGAACUAUAGCACUUUCGAUCUCGAUUACAGCAACGAGGAUACCCAGACCUUCCUCGAUUUCGCUACCAAUAUCGGCGUCAGAGGUUGGGCGCAAAAUGGCGCCGAUAACGACACCCAAUGGGCGACUUGCUUGACUUGUGCUCUCGUCGACCGAUCUAGACAGCGCGUCAAUUUAGCCCGUUCGUCUCAGUGCGAGACUUGCUUCGGACGGUACUGCUACUCGGAAGCCGAGACGGCAGCUACAACGACAAAUUCGACUAGCAAUUCCACAUCCAGCAGCAGUAGCAGCAGCUCAAGCUCAUCUUCUUCAGCCGCAUCGUGCAUCACGAUCAGCACAUCUACACUCGCAACACUCGCAAUGAAUAUCUUGAUGGGCGCUAUUGUCAUGCUCUAAAAAGUUGACACACAGCACCCUUGUACCUCUUCACGAAGACUGCAUCGCUCGUUCUUGUCGUACAUGACGUAGACCUAUGAGAUGAUUGUUCGAUUGGGCGCA
Messenger RNA from Mixia osmundae IAM 14324, 2350 nucleotides. RefSeq lists its product as uncharacterized. Lineage: Eukaryota; Fungi; Basidiomycota; Mixiomycetes; Mixiales; Mixiaceae. Gene Ontology annotation, cellular component: cytosol. Gene Ontology annotation, molecular function: A2-type glycerophospholipase activity. The coding region runs from base 194 to 2248 and encodes 684 amino acids. The record is from RefSeq and is a predicted model, not a curated record. Gene Ontology annotation, biological process: glycerophospholipid catabolic process. The transcript has 2 exons.